This is a messenger RNA of Ambispora leptoticha, 2088 nucleotides long. Lineage: Eukaryota; Fungi; Glomeromycota; Glomeromycetes; Archaeosporales; Ambisporaceae. The record is from the annotation of a GenBank genome assembly.
AUGCCACGACGAAGCCGCUCUAGAUCAUUAAGUCCCCGUAGAUCAAGCUACCGCUCACGCUCACGCACACAUUCUAGAAGCCCUACGCGUCACUCUAGACGACACGCCGAAGCUUCUCACAAAUAUAGUUUAAAUUACAAAGAAUCUCAUUCUCACAGAACAAGAGAUGUUCAACAUAGCCCCAGAAAGUACCAUUCUUCUCGAUCAGAAGAAAGCUCCGACGAGCAUUACUCGUCGUCGACUCGUCGUAAAAGAAGUGUGUCGUAUUCUUCGCACUCUGAAGAAGAAAAUGCACGAGAAAGACGGUCACAUCGAAGUAAGAAAUCUAAAAAAGGUAAAGAAAAGAGCCGGAAAAAGAAAGAAAAGAAGGAAAAAAGAGACCACCUGAAACAUGAGGAAGAGAAACAAUCCUUUAUCGAGAUGUCUGUCUAUUCUGACGCAAAUAACCCAUUCAACGAUAUUAAUCUCGGACAGAAAUUCGAAUGGGUAAAGAAAAAGGAACGGGAUAAGAAAUUGGGAAUUUCUUCAGAAGAGUCAAUGCGAUUAGAACGGAAUCGCAGGGAAGAAACGAGGCUCGAAUUGGAAAAAUUAACAAAAAGAAGAGCUGAGAGGGAAAUAGAACGCCAAUUGCGCGAGGAAGAACAAGCUAGAAAACAGCGUGAAGCCGAAGCUGCAUUAUUGGGUGACUGGGCAUCUAAGGAAGAUGAAUUUCAUCUUGAACAAGCAAACAGAAGAGCCGAAAUCCGUAUAAAAGAGAACCGUGCAAAGCCAAUUGAUAUUCUUGCAAUUAAUUUACGGUUGGCAGAUGAAGGCGACGAAGUAGAUGACUCGCUUGAAAUUGAUGUUGACGAGCCUUAUACUAUAUUUGAGAAUCUUAAUUUACAAGAAGUAGAAGAACUACACCAGGAUAUCCAAUUAUAUCUCAAUCUAGAAAAGAACCCCAAUAAUCUCGAUUUUUGGCGGGCCAUGAUUGUGGUUUGUGACGAUAAAUUAUCUGAACUCCGCGCGGAAGCGGAACCAUCAAAUGACACCAACAACGUUAUUGCCCCAAUAAAAAAUGAUCUUGAUAAAAUAUUUGCAGGCAAAACUUAUGACCAGUUGCGUGACUUGCAAAUGCAAAUACAAGAGAAAUUGACGGGCGGCGAGGCUGUGGACGUAGAGUAUUGGGAGCUACAGUUGAAGCUUUCAACGGUGUGGAAGGCUAAAGCAAAAUUAAAAGCCAUGCAUGAAAUCGUCUUACAAAAAAGAUUAGAACAAUUACGUCGAAAACAGAGACAAGAAGCUAUUAAAGUACAAGAAGAGCUCGAGACAGCACUCAAUACUCAUCCCGCUGGCCAAGCUAUUGGUGCCAGUGGUGAAGACACUACAGAAGGUGACAAUGAAGCGAUAAUGGAUGAAGAUUCGGAAGGGUUGAUUGAAGAAUAUGAUCGAUCUAUGAGUCCGGAACCUUUGUCUGUGCUUUCCAGAGAAGAUAAAAUGCUCGAGAUUCGAGAUCCAAACGAUGAUUUGUUGCAUUUGAAACAAAAACGGAAAGAGGUAUUAAGAAAUCAAUACAUUCCUAUGAAGGUGCCGAAAAGAACUUUACCUGAAGAAGAACUCGAGGAAUCAACCGUAUCCAAAGUUCUCUACGAACGAGAAGCUGCCAAAGAUCUGGAUGAAGAUGAGGCAAUAUUCAAUAUUGAAGAAGAAUUGGCAAAGACAACUUAUUUAUGGCAAGAUAAAUAUCGUCCAAGAAAACCACGAUACUUCAAUCGCGUUCACACUGGCUAUGAAUGGAACAAGUACAACCAGACGCACUACGACAGUGACAAUCCACCGCCGAAAGUGGUCCAAGGAUAUAAAUUUAAUAUCUUUUAUCCGGAUCUUAUUGACAAGUCAAAGGCGCCCACGUACAAGAUUGAACGUGAAUCUGGAAAUAACGAUACUGUGCUUAUUCGGUUUAUUGCAGGACCACCGUAUGAGGACAUUGCAUUCCGUAUAGUUAAUCGUGAAUGGGAAUAUUCUCACAAGAAAGGAUUUAAGUCGAGCUUUGAUCGUGGUGUUCUUCAAUUACAUUUCCAUUUCAAGCGUCAUUAUUAUCGCCGCUAA